Messenger RNA from Schistosoma mattheei, 3650 nucleotides. The record is from the annotation of a GenBank genome assembly. Lineage: Eukaryota; Metazoa; Platyhelminthes; Trematoda; Strigeidida; Schistosomatidae.
AGUUCACCGCGCUAUUGGAAUAUUGUGAGCUACACUGCGGAUGUCGACCAGACAUGAAAAAGAUAGAAAAAUCACUGUAGAUGAUGAGGGUAUUCCUAAUUGUGUGACAGAAUAUGCAAACGUUAACAGUAAAUCUCUGCAUUUCGUUCGGCCCCAAGUUAUACCGGAUGAUCAGUCACAAUUGUGUACUCAAUAUCCGUUGUGUCUACAAAAUUCCCGCGUUCUGAAUAACGAUUGCAGUGAUACGUGUAUGACUAGGAAUACUGACUCUAAAAGGCAUGGAGAGUCUGUAAGCGAAGAUCCAUUGAAGUCUUUUGUCUUUUCAAACAUGUCACAAUUUGGAAAUAAACAAAUACUUGGAGAUGAUUUUCGGACUUCACAUUCCGUUAAACGUCCUUAUGAAUCAUUCUGUUUAGUUUCAAACUCUUCUGCAAAGCGAAAUUGCUGUACUGUUGGGCAAGAUGAAUGUGAAGAACAGUCUACUGAACCAUCGACAUCAAAUAAUCAAUUUGACAGCCUAGGUUCUCGUGGUUUCGAUUUAUCUUCGGAAAUCAGAACUACAGCUCGAAGAUCAGAAAAUCAUUCUUUACCUUUGGCUCACAAUUUAACCUAUGAAAUCGGAGUAAUAAAUGAAGUCCCGGAUGUUGCGCUAAAAAUAACAGAGAAUAAAUACCGGUCUGAGCGUAAAUCGCCUCCUUAUUGUGUAGCUCAUUCAUUCACGAUGGCUGAAAUGGAACAAGCUAAAAAGUUAGAAAAGGACGAAAAUCUUAUUCCGUUUUUUUCCCCCCUCAGUAAAUCUCGGGCUCCUUCUUCGGCAGUUUCACCAGAAUCUUCAUAUGGCAACUCUGUAGUUUCAAUUUCAAAACGGAAUAACAUUUUUAUUGGUUCCGCUGCACAACGUUCCCGUGAUGUUAACAGGGACAGUUGUUUUAUUCAAGAAGCUGUUGAUAGCUCUGGUAUUUAUAUACCCGGAGUAGAUCUACUCAUAGACGACUCUGAAUGUGAGCCCAUCGAUCUUAUAUCUAGGUUCAGCAGAACUCCAAUUUCUUCACCCAAAAUAGUUGACCCCGGUAGCACGAUAUCAUGUGCUCUUGCUGGACCUCUCUCUUCGUCUCAUAUCUUCAACCAGCUAGAUUCAAAUGUCGCACAAAGACGUACAUCUUCGGCUGCUACAUCAUCGCUGAGUGCUGUUUCUGCCGGAAUGGAAUUGAGUAAGGCUACGAAGGAACGUUGCGCACAGCUAAGGCAACGUCGGCGAGCACAACCAACUGAAAGACAACCAUUACCUGCUUUGCAUCUGCACCUAUCAAAAGAUGGUACAAGUCCCCUGCCUCCAGGGUGGCAAAGAGCACCAAAUACUAGGCGUUCGACAGAAGGGCAAGAUCUAGGGGAUAGUUCUGGCACAUAUGCUUAUUAUUAUUACCAUGUCCGGACUCGUCAAACUAGGUGGGAUCCACCUGUAUAUCCAUGGGACGCCGAUCCUACGGAUACCCUUCUUGGUGAAACCGGAGAGGAUGACCCGGAAGCUCCUUACAAUUGGGGAUGUGCGUCGCGAUUCGCUGUCACACACGAAGAAAUUGAAGCUGUAAGCCAUGCUAUUAUAUUCUUGUGAUUAUGUUACUGUGUAUAGUUUUAUUCAUUCUACAAUUACUAUUCAAUGGAGUUCGUAGUACUGAAUUAAGUCUGUUCUACUUCAUCCAUCAUUCUUCAAGUACAACUUGGUAAACAAGUUUAUUUUCUCGCCUUGGAGCAUCUCCAAGACCAUACGACUUCGAAUGUUGCUUCUGAUGUCUCAUGACCUCAACUUGAAUUGUUCUUAAUUUACAUCCAAGUUCUUUUUCCUCUUGCCCUUAUUUAAACGGUGUUGAAAAGUCAAACGAUAAACUGAAGCUUGUUCUGUGUUAAAAUUUUUGUCUAUAGUUCCAAAACUCACUCUUAUGCACAAGAGGAAUUCUUUAGAACCGUUUGUUCUGCUGUACAAAAGCCAAUAAUUUCCAAACCGAACUUAUGUUACAGAUGUAUAAUCGCGUGCGUCAACGAAUAUUGGAACGUCAGUGCAUUGAUCUUCUGCAUGAAUUGGCAGGCAGACCAGAUGCUCCUCAGGAUGUAACUGAACAAGGCUUUGCCAUGGAAGUUAGUCCUUUUAUUUUUCUCAUGUGUUACUUUUUUGUAAAUUAAACACUCCUACUGUUAAAUCAGAGACGUACGAGUAAUUAGAAUAAGGUGUUUUAUCCACUUGGAGUAACAUUUUAAGGAAGGCCAGGCUAUGAAGACCGUAUUGCACGUAUGAAAAUAAUUCACUGAUAUAGCGUGUGUAAGAUAGUCUCAUCAUUACAAGCUAGAUUCAAGAACUGUUGAAUAUGUAUGAUAAUUUUAUCCAAACACCUAGAUUACUAUGGACCACAGCUUGUCAUGCAACUUGGACGUAAACUACACUUACGUCUUAUAAAAUUCAUGAGGAUUCUUGGAAUUAUCGGCUAAAUAAUCUGUUGUUUACCACCUACAUAUAGAAUCGGGCGACUUAUUUUGAUAAAUAGCAUAAUCGGUUUUUAAAAAUACAUUAAAAAUAUUGCGACUGGCUAGAUGAACAAAAUACAAUAUUUUUAUUUCAGUUAUUCACUUUGGUCCACAAUACGUUACGUGGCUUUCGUGAUGCUCGAUGUAAACUUGGUCGUAUUGUUAACGAUGAAGAUUUAUACUACUUAACAAAAAAGCUUGCUCAGGCCGUAAUCCUAAAAGAAAUACAGAAGUUUCAUCAAGCCCAGGCAGCGAACACUUCUUUAUUUUCAACUGUUCUUACUCCUGAACUUCCUUCGACAGUGCGAUCAAGAGUUACCACUUAUGUUAGGCGAUACAUGGAGUCUAAGGGAGCAUUCUAUCGUCGCCGAGUUCAGCUGAUACCUGCAACGGGUAUUUCUCGUCCGGAACAGGCAACUCAUCUAAAACCAGACCCUGCUAUUUUUAAGCCAUCUGUCAACAGUAGCAUGCGCUCUCGACCUGUAACGCAUCCUCAGAAUUUCAGCAAUGUAUCUCACCAUACAAAUUAUGUGGACAAUGCUUUUUCGCAAUCUGCUCCUCCCAUUAAUACUACUACAAUUAUUCCAGCGCGCCGCUAACAACUCAAAAGUAUUGCUUCCGUCAAUAAUAUCUGUAAUUGUAUAUUUUUAGAGGGUUCCUUUAUUCAAGUUGCUAUUUUGGAUUUUUAUCCACUUGUUGCUUUAUAGUUAAUUUCCCUAUCAUAGUGGUCAAGUCUAAGACAGGUGUUAGCACCGCAUAUUUUAUCGUCCUGCCCUACAUGAAAGUGGUUAUGUCGGAUACUCGACAACUAGCUUGCGGUUUAAAUAUGGAAAUUAUUAAUUUUAUUUAAGUCUUUUGUAAAUAAACUUACAAACUGAUUCCUUUGAAAGCUAUUUAAUGUUAUUUUUUCCCAAGUCUAUGUCCGUAUGUUGUUAUUGCCCAGUAAUCUCAUCAAGUAUGCAAUUUUCCUGUUUUUUAACUUUUGCAUGUAUUGAAAAAAUGCAACGGCAGGUGUGAUACAGGUGUUAAUAUGAGAUUUGUACUAUUGAUUUGUAAUAAAAUUGUAAUGAGAAUCUAUAUUUUGUAAAAAAAAUUUUUACGUUUCCGAUGUAAUAAUACAAUUUUGGUUACGC